Solanum pennellii is the source of this 2041-nucleotide messenger RNA. RefSeq names its product tyrosine decarboxylase 1-like. NCBI's taxonomy places the organism in Eukaryota, Viridiplantae, Streptophyta, Magnoliopsida, Solanales, Solanaceae. The coding region runs from base 73 to 1608 and encodes 511 amino acids. The record is from RefSeq and is a predicted model, not a curated record. The transcript is spliced from 4 exons. Gene Ontology annotation, molecular function: pyridoxal phosphate binding; carboxy-lyase activity. Gene Ontology annotation, biological process: amino acid metabolic process.
UAACACACAUGACAAACAAAUUUAUAUAAUUUCAUAUAAUACUUUAUAUUCAAAGCAAAAUCUAUAAUAAUAAUGAUGAAUAGUAGUAGAAAAAUCAUCCUAGAACAUGAUGAUGGUGAAUUCUCAUCAAGCAACACAAGUAGUAGUACUCUUCUAGAUCCUGAGGAAUUCAGAAGACAAGGACAUAUGAUGGUUGAUUUUCUAGCGGACUACUUUCACAAUAUUCAAAAUUAUCCAGUUCGUAGUCAAGUUGAACCUGGUUAUCUUAAAAAAAUAUUACCAGAUUCAGCCCCGUAUCAACCCGAAUCAAUUGAAGAAAUACUGGAAGAUGUGAAAAGGAAUAUUUUUCCGGGGUUGACACAUUGGCAAAGUCCAAAUUUCUUUGCAUAUUUUCCUUGUAUUUCCAGUAGUGCUGGAAUUCUAGGUGAAAUGCUUAGUGUUGGUCUUAAUGUUGUUGGAUUUAGUUGGAUUACAUCACCAGCAGCUACUGAGCUAGAGAAUAUUGUAAUGGAUUGGCUUGGAAAAUUGAUUAAUCUACCUAACACAUACCUUUUCUCUGGUGGUGGUGGAGGUGUUAUACAAGGUACAAUUUGUGAAGCUAUGUUGUGCACUAUUGUUGCUGCAAGAGAUCAAAUGUUGGAAAAAAUUGGAAGAGACAACAUUGGAAAACUAGUAGUUUAUUCAUCUGAUCAAACUCAUUCAUGUUUCCAAAAAUCUAUCAAGAUAUCUGGGAUUAGAUUAGAAAAUUUUCGCGCUAUCCCAACAACAAAGGCUACUGAGUUUGCCCUAUGUCCAAAAUCAUUACGUGAAGCUAUUCAAAAAGAUAUAAAAGUUGGAUUAGUACCCUUGUUCUUGUGUGCAACUAUUGGAACUACUUCAACAACCACUGUUGAUCCAUUACAUCCACUUUGUCAAAUCGCUAAAGAAUAUGGAAUUUGGGUACAUGUUGAUGCAGCGUAUGCAGGAAGUGCAUGCAUUUGCCCAGAAUUUCAACAUUUUCUUAAUGGUGUCGAAAAUGCAGAUUCUUUUAGUCUAAAUGCACACAAAUGGUUAUUUUGUACAUUGGAUUGUUGUUGUCUUUGGGUGAAAGAUCCAAAUUCACUCACAAAAGCCUUAUCAACUACACCUGAAUACUUGAGAAACAAAGCUAGUGAAUCCCAACAGGUGGUAGAUUACAAAAAUUGGCAAAUUACUUUAAGUAGGAGGUUUAGAGCAUUGAAGUUAUGGUUUGUGUUACGAUGUCAUGGUGUAGUCAACAUUAAAAAAUUCAUAAGAAGUCAUAUCAAAAUGGCUAAGAAUUUUGAAGGACUUAUAUCAAUGGAUGAAAGGUUUGAAAUUGUGGUCCCUACAAAUUUUUCUAUGGUGUGUUUUAGGGUUUCACCUUCGGCAUUGCAAAAAAAGUUUGAAUUUGUUGAUGAAGUGAGAGUGAACGAGUUCAAUGAGAAGUUAUUGGAAUCAAUUAAUUCAAGUGGUGUUAUUCAUAUGACUCAUACAAUAGUUGGAGGAAUUUACAUGAUCCGUUUUGCAAUUGGUGCACCUCUCACACACUAUUCCCAUAUUACUAAUGCUUGGGAUGUGAUUCAAAACCAUGCAAAUGUUAUGCUAUAAGCUUUGCAUUUGUUGAAUAAUGUGAGCAUUAUUUUGAAAAAUAAGACAUGUUAAUGUUAUGCUAUAAGCUUUGCAUUUGUUGAAUAAUGUGAGCAUUAUUUUGAAAAAUAAGACAUGUUAACGGCAAUAGCUCAAUUGCCUUAAAGCAUGUAAAAUAUAUCAAAAUGAUUUUUAGCGGCAAUUAAUUAUCGUCAAUAGCUUAAUUGUCACUAAAUAUGUAUUUUUAGUGGCAAUUAGCAUUCUUUUUAUAUGUCCCUGAAGUCUUUAGCGGCAUAUUGGAUCUAAUUACACUUAACUAAUGUCGAUAAAUACUUUAACGCUCUUUAUUAAUGUGCUUAUUUGUUACCGCUAGAAGUUAUUUUUGUUGUAAUGACAGUACAUCGAUGAUAAUGUAAAAUUUCUCUUACAUUAUUGGUAUAUACUAAGUAUUUAU